AUGUUAACAUUACCUAUUUCAUUAUCAUCACCUAUUGUAAUUAGUGUUAGUAUUUUAACAGCUAUUGGUGUUUAUGUUUUAUUUGGACCUGAACCACAAGAUAGAAGAAAACGUGGUUAUCCCGGUGGAUUAAUUAAUUAUGGAAAUAAUUGUUUUGCUAAUGCUAUUGUACAAUGUUUAGCAUCAUCAUUAAUAUUUAUACAAUGGCUUGAAAAACAUAUUGAAAAUAAUAAAUUAACAAAUAUUCUUCUUAAUCUUAUUAAAUCUAUAAAUAAUCAAACAUUAAUUACAAAUUCCCAAGAAUCAAAUGUUGCAACAUUAAUUGAUUAUAUGCAACAACCAAAAUGGUUAACUCCAUUUGAACAACAAGAUAGUCAUGAAUUUUUAAUAUCACUUAUUAAUUCAUUAACAACUAUAAAUAGAUUAGAAACAAAACAAUUAGGUUUUGCUUCAUGUCUUGAUACAAAUGAACAAGAUAUAUCAAAAAUAAUAAUGAUAAAUGAAAGUCCAUUAAUAAAUCCACAUCCAUUUCAAGGUUUACAAGCAACACAAUUACAAUGUACAGAAUGUAAACAUAAAAAUCCUAUAAGUGUUUCUCUUUUUGAAACAUUAUCAUUAAUGAUUCCUGAACGUCAUGUAUCAAAUUUAUUAUUAAUACGACAACAACGAAAUUUUACAUUACAAGAAUUAAUUGGUAAUUAUCUUAAAACUGAAAUGAUUAGUAAUUUAAUAUGUAAUAAAUGUAAAUCAAAUAAAAAUUUAUUACAUAGAAAAAUAACAACUUUUUCUCGAUUACCAGAAAUUCUUUGUUUACAUAUUAUUCGUACAACAUGGACAAAUGAAGGUUUACCUAUGAAAAAUACUUGUCAUAUAUCAUUUCCUGAUAUACUUGAUAUGAAUGCAUUUAUAUCAUUAUCACGUCUAUUACCUACUAAUAUACAUCCAACUCAAAUAAUUAAAAAACCAUUAACAGCUAUUUAUAAACUUAAUUCUGUACUUGUACAUUUAGGUGGUAUUAGUGAAGCUGGACAUUUUAUUGUUUAUAGACGACGAAUAAAUAGUAAUCAAUGGUUUUCAAUAUCGGAUGAUCAUAUACGAGAAUGUAUUGAUAGUGGUUCAGAUUGUGCUAGUUAUACUAUUAUUGUAGAUCUUGUUGAAAAAUUAUCUAUUGUUUAUAAUGAAAGUAUUGUAAAUUCUCUUGAACGACUUUAUUGUAAUAAUUUUUCAUCAACAAUACAUCCUGAUGCUCGAGUUGUUGAUGAUGAUAGUAUUAUAGGUCAUAAUUGUAAUGGUAUCUAUGGUAUGAAUUCAGCAAGUGGAAGAUCAUAUGAAGAAGAAUUUUGUAAUGAAACACAAUGUAUAGGUAUAGCAGUAUUAGGGGAUUCAAUAUCAGCUCAUUUUCAUCGUCCCGAACAAUGGUUAGAUGCUAAACAAUUAUUCGUAACUGAAUUUUAG
Messenger RNA from Rotaria sp. Silwood1, 1455 nucleotides. The record is from the annotation of a GenBank genome assembly. Lineage: Eukaryota; Metazoa; Rotifera; Eurotatoria; Philodinida; Philodinidae.